AUAGUAACCUGGUUAUUUGAUAUAAUGUUCUGUUCUGCUUCACUUGUCAGUGGAAAUGCCUUUUGUCUUUCAGUGCACUCUUCUUCAAUUCUUCGUCCAGUGUUUUAUAGGUUGUAUUCAGCUUCUCACUUCUUUGUUCAUCCUAGUACUGGUUCAUCUUCAGUUUCUCUAUCUUCCUUUUCUCUAUCAGCUUCCCUGUUUCCGUCGAGAUCCACUUCUUGUCUUGUUUCCUUCUCCUUCCCCAUACGGUUAUGCAGGUUUCGUUUCAUGUCUCUUUCAAAGACUUUCAGUGUUCUUCCGAGCAAGUUUCUUCAAGGAUGUUGCUCAAUGUCUCCCAUUUUGUCCUGAUGACUGGCUGACGUGAAUAUGACGUUCGUAGUUUCGUCCCUCAGUUCAGUUUCUGUUCUGGGUGUUGAACUUAAACUUGAACUGUGCUCCAUCACCAACUUCUUUGAAGGCUUUUAACUUGAUCCCGAAGGUAGGUUCCUUAUACCAGGUGGUCUGAACCUACAUCUCCUCCCCUUCAUCAUCUUGUCUCCAGUAGGCUGUGUCUACAUCUCCACUUUCUUUACAUUGAGAUGAAGUCGAUCUGAUUUUAGUGUGUCCUGGUGUCUGGUG
This is a messenger RNA of Heterobilharzia americana, 618 nucleotides long. NCBI's taxonomy places the organism in Eukaryota, Metazoa, Platyhelminthes, Trematoda, Strigeidida, Schistosomatidae. The record is from the annotation of a GenBank genome assembly.